Sipha flava (yellow sugarcane aphid) is the source of this 648-nucleotide messenger RNA. Its product is annotated as zinc finger BED domain-containing protein 4-like. Gene Ontology annotation, molecular function: protein dimerization activity. The coding region runs from base 1 to 648 and encodes 215 amino acids. Lineage: Eukaryota; Metazoa; Arthropoda; Insecta; Hemiptera; Aphididae. The transcript has 2 exons. The record is from RefSeq and is a predicted model, not a curated record.
AUGAUAUCCGCAAAAGAAAUCAAAGAUAUUUCUGAUAUUAUAGAUUUAUUAAGACCUAUUGAAGCAUCUACCAAAGAACUUUUUGGUCAAAAAUAUAUAACUUCAAGUAUGGUUAUUCCUAUGAUAUACAUGAUGGUUAAAAACAUCAGCCAAUUCAAACCUACACAAGAAUUAGGCAUUCAGUUCAAAAAAGAAAUCUUAUUUCACUGUGAGAAGCGUUUUGGUUCAGUUGAAAGUGUUGCACUUUUAAGCAUAGCAACAGUUUUAGAUCCACAACAUGAUGAAGCAAAACCUUUCAAUUUAUGGCAAGAACAUGAAUCUAUGGUACAAAAAUCUACCAGACGUAGAAGGCAGCUUCAGUCUGAUGACAUAGGGUUUCCAAAUGAACUAAAUUUGUACUUGAAAUCAAGCGUGGCUCGGUUAUCAGACAAUCCUCUUCACUUAUGGAAAGAUAUGAAAAGUGUAUAUCCCAUAUUGUCAAACAUUGCAAUAAAAUAUUUGUCAAUUGUUGCAACGUCUGUACCAAGUGAGAGGUUGUUUUCUAAAGCUGGACUAACUUUAAGUAAUCAAAGGAAUCGUUUAACCCCAAAACAUCUUAACAAAUUAUUAUUUUUGCAAUCCUUAGAUGAUACGUUAUGGUCAUUAUAA